Solea senegalensis (Senegalese sole) is the source of this 2488-nucleotide messenger RNA. RefSeq names its product TatD DNase domain containing 2 (gene tatdn2). The coding region runs from base 70 to 2115 and encodes 681 amino acids. Lineage: Eukaryota; Metazoa; Chordata; Actinopteri; Pleuronectiformes; Soleidae. The transcript is spliced from 7 exons. Gene Ontology annotation, molecular function: hydrolase activity, acting on ester bonds. The record is from RefSeq and is a predicted model, not a curated record.
GCGACCAACUCGCGCUUUAGGACAUUUCUGCGGCACCUGAAACGUUUAAACGUUAUCAAGUUCUUAAACAUGGCCAGCAGCAAAAAGAAGAUGUCGUUGAAGUGGCUACGAAGUGUUGUCACCUCACCCACACAUCUUCAGAUGAGUAAGGCAGGUGCAGACACACCCUCACGCUCGAGUACAUCGCCAGAUGAAGAUUCGGACACUUCACUCCUCAAUGACUCUCAAGGACCCGAGGGCUUUGGAGCACUAACUCUGGACACACCUAAGAGAAAAGCAGAGGUUCUUGGCAAAUACUUGCCCUCUACAGGCACAGUUAAGCUGAGGAAGCUUUCCAGAAGAAAUAAUGAGCUAUUCAGAACUUCAAAGGAAACGCCAAUAGACGACUCACCCAAGCAUCUGGAAUCUACAGAGAGUCAGCAAACAUCACCACCUCAAUCUCAUUCAUUCAUCCUCAAAAAGAAAGAGAGGACACCUGAAGAAGGAUCAAAGGCUAUUUACAGGAUGGCAGUGAUUGCUGCACUUGGUGGUACAGUCCCCAGGAAUGACACCGACAGCCUGUCUUUGCCACUUUUAUCUUCACCUGUCAAGACCGAAGACAGACCUGUCAUGAAUAAUGACUGCUCCCCAAUCAAAACUGAACAUAAAUCCAAAGAUCUCGGAACUAUCCAGGAAGAUGAAAAGUCCCCCCUUCAGUUCUGUAAGGAUACAGAAACACCUGGUAACAGCUCUGAUCCACAAACAUGUGGUUGGCGCAUUCUGCGAAAAGGAGAGAAUUCACUCAGGAGAUAUGUUUCUCAGGACACUUUGUUUGUUGAGACAACCUCUCAGGUUGGGUCUUUUGAUCAAGGAAAUGAUGACUCAUCCCUCCCGAGUCCAUCAUUGAGUAUCAAGAGAUGUACUACUUCCUCUUCCAACAUUCUGGCUACUAAUGGAUCCAAUGCUUCCAUCCAUGUACCUGUUGAAGACCUGGAGAUGCCUUUCAUGCCUCCACAGAGCACAGUUUCUGUCUCACCCAAGCAGCCCCAAACGCCAUACACUGACCCUCCAGAGGCAGCUGGGGUUGAGACUAAAAACAGCAGCUCCUCAUACUCUAGGUUCUGUUCAUUGGAUCAAUUUGCACUGCCAAUCAACUCACACAGACAAGUAUCAAACCCUAAAUCAACAUCUACACGCAGGCAGUCAGAUGUUGGCUUUAACAUCCACCACCCUCCCUACACUUUUACUCGUGGCACUCCAAAGAGGAGAUUUUCCCUGGGGGCAGAGCAUACAAAGACCAAUGACCCAUACCUGAACACUGGUGUUGGUUUCAUAGACACACACUGCCACAUAGACAUGCUGUAUGGAAAACUUCGCUUCCGAGGGACAUUCGGCAGUUUUCGAAGGCUGUAUAAGAGCAGCUUUCCCUCUGAGUUUGAGGGCUGUAUUACCAACUUCUGCAAUCCAGGGGUCAUGGUGAAACAGGACCUGUGGGAAGGUUUACUGACUGAAGACAUGGUAUGGGGAGCAUUUGGGUGCCACCCCCACUUUGCCAAGGAGUACUCGAGUGCUCAUGAAGGCAACAUACUGAAGGCCAUGCGGCACCCAAAAGCUGUAGCAUUUGGUGAAAUGGGUCUGGAUUACUCACAUAAAAACUCAACAAAUGUUUCCACACAAAAAGAGGUGUUUGAGCGUCAGCUGCGUCUGGCUGUGGCCAUGCAGAAACCUCUGGUGAUUCACUGUAGGGACGCGGACGAUGACCUAUUGGCUAUCAUGAAGAAGUGUGUUCCCUGGGAUUACAAAAUUCACAGACACUGCUUCACAAACAGUUAUCCAGUGAUUGAGCCCUUCCUGACGGAGUUCCCCAACAUGUAUGUUGGCUUCACAGCCUUGAUCACGUACUCCAGUGCCAAAGAAGCCCGAGAUGCUGUCCGCCAGAUCCCUCUUAAGCGCAUUGUGGUGGAGACAGAUGCACCUUAUUUCCUGCCAAGACAGGUGAGUAAAACCGUCUGCAAGUUCUCACAUCCUGGAUUGGGCAUCCACACUGUGCAGGAGCUGAGCCUGUUGAAGGGAGAAGACGUGCCCACAGUCCUAGCCACUCUCCGACAGAACACCACACAACUCUACGGAGUCUGAUCCUCACAGAUGGUGAGAAAGUAAAUCAGCUGCUUUGUGAUGCGUAAACUUUUUAUGCGUCUUUUUGUUUUAGAAUAAUGAAAUUCUCCAUAUGUUGAGAUGUUAGAGAAUGGAGGAGCUGUCUUGGUUGGAAAGAACCACAAAAAUAAGCAAACUGAUCUUUCACCUAACAGAAGGCAAAAAAAACAGUGAAAAUGUGUGACAUAGUAUUAUAAUUAUUCAUUGUUUUAUUAUAUUCUGACAUUGUUCUUAUUUGCAAAUAAUUUCCAAGAUGUUUUUGUUCUUGCUGUGUUACUUUGCCGUGUUGACGUAUUGUAUGUUUGCUGUAUCUUCACACUGUAAUUUCAUUUGAUUGGAUACAACAUAAGACAUA